AUGGAGUGUCGAAGCUGCAGGACUUUUUGGAAAUAGAGGAAUGAUUUGGAAAAUGGAACAAAAUUGCUUUGAAAUUGAUUUUUUUUGUAUUUUAAUAUUUUUUGAGUGCAUAGAACUAAAAUUGGGACAAAAAGAAAAUUAUGAUACAAAUAUACCAAAGAUUCAAUUAAACAUAAGUAUCAUUGUGAGAGAAAUAGCGAAUUCCAACUGAAAGAUAAAAAUAUCUUUGUGAUUGAAAAUGAGAGCCAGGCCACAAUGGAAGAUUAAUAAUCAGCCUGCUAAGGUUCAAAAUUUAGUAAUGGUAUUUAAUUUUUUAUCAUCCCCAGGACUAACAAAAAUAGAGAUGCUGAAGAAGUCUAUCUUUAAGUUCUCUCACUUCUCUGUUCAUAGAACUACAGGUGAGGAAGAAGAAAAACAAAUAAUAAUAAUUCAAGGAUAAAAGUUAGACCUUCAACCCUGGAGCUGAUUUCAACAUAGAGAGAUGUGAUAUAAAUCAUGUUUAUUUUGUUUCAGCUCAAAUCUUAUAUUCUUU
This is a messenger RNA of Moneuplotes crassus, 532 nucleotides long. The record is from the annotation of a GenBank genome assembly. NCBI's taxonomy places the organism in Eukaryota, Ciliophora, Spirotrichea, Euplotida, Euplotidae.